AUGGGGAGUUUGAACAACUUGCCCAACCUCAACAAACAGUAUGGGCUGUCCAAGGGUGGAAAUGAGGCCCUUUUCGUGAUCGAGGCCUACCGGACUCUCCGUGACAGAAGCCCAAUUCCGGCCCAUCAGGUCCUGAAGGAGCUCGAGGGCAGUUUCGGGUUUGUGAUCUAUGAUCACAAGUAUGGGAUUGUGUUUGCUGCCCUUGGUUCGGAUAAGGCAGUGAAUAUGUUCUGGGGUGUAACGGCCGAUGGCUCUGUAAUGAUCUCAGACGAUGUUGGCCUAAUUAAAGCAAGCUGCAUCAAAUCUUUUGCCCCAUUCCCUAACGGAUGUAUGUACCAUAGUGAGAGGGGUUUGAUAAGCUUUGAGCACCCAAUGCAUAAAAUGAAGGCUAUGCCCAGAAUUGAUAGUGAAGGGGCAAUGUGUGGGUCUUAUUUCACGGUCGAUGCUUAUUCCAAGAUUAAUAGCAUGCCGCGCGUUGGGAGUGCCGCCAACUGGGCUACCUGGGGCUGA
Molecule: messenger RNA, 510 nt
Organism: Striga hermonthica
Lineage: Eukaryota; Viridiplantae; Streptophyta; Magnoliopsida; Lamiales; Orobanchaceae
Source: the annotation of a GenBank genome assembly